UCAGGGAAAACAUGGCGUCCGUCUAAAACCCGACUGUAGAAAUCGUUUGGUAAAUCAAAGCAAAAGAAGAGUAGCAAAAAUAGAAGUUGAAGCAUAAACGAAGACUUUCUAAAACGUAAAAAAGUGAAAUAAAACCGGAGCUGCUCGACCAAACGCUUCGGUUUACGCGAGGAGUCAGACUGCUGUCGGUGUGUAGUUAUCUCUGCAUCAGCAUGUUGGAAGAAGCAGCACCAGAAUGGUUGUCAGAGGAGGUGAAAACAGGAACAACCAUUAUUGGCAUAGAGUAUGAUGGUGGGGUCGUGUUGGGGUCUGAUUCCCGAGUGUCUGCUGGAGAGACGGUGGUGAACAGGGUGAUGAACAAACUGUCUCCCCUCCAUGAUAAGAUCUACUGUGCUCUGUCAGGAUCUGCAGCAGACGCUCAGACCAUCGCUGAGAUAGUCAACUAUCAGCUGGAUGUGCACAGUAUCGAGGUUGGUGAGGACCCUCAGGUUCGCUCAGCUGCCACUCUGGUGAGGAACAUCUCAUACAAAUACAGAGAGGAGCUGUCAGCACAUCUGAUUGUUGCCGGCUGGGACAGAAGAAAUGGAGGGCAGGUGUUUGCUACUAUGAAAGGGCUCCUGACACGUCAACCGUUUGCAGUCGGCGGCUCCGGCAGCUCGUAUGUUUACGGGUUUGUUGAUGCUGAGUAUUGCAGAGGCAUGAACAAGCAGGAGUGCCAGCAGUUUGUUGUCAACACUCUCUCUCUGGCAAUGAACCGUGAUGGCUCCAGCGGCGGCGUGGCCUACAUCGUCACCAUCGAUGAACACGGCACAGAGGAAAAAGUGAUUCUAGGAAAUCAGUUACCCACCUUCUUUGACCAAUAACACAUUAGUUGCCCUCACAGAAGCUGUGGCUCACAGUUUUGGCACAACUGUCAAUUAACUCAGCCUGUGAUGAAACAAGGAGCGGUAUAUCUUUAAUAAUAAGUUGCUGCAUAUCUCACUAAUAUCCAAAGGUAUUUCAAGUUUAUAUCAACAAACCUUUAUGUUAAUAAAACCGUCUUUACAGUUGAUUACAUUUUUGUUUCAUCAAAUGAAAUAAAA
Molecule: messenger RNA, 1082 nt
Organism: Neolamprologus brichardi
Lineage: Eukaryota; Metazoa; Chordata; Actinopteri; Cichliformes; Cichlidae
Gene: psmb9a
Product: proteasome 20S subunit beta 9a
Cellular component (GO): proteasome core complex; cytoplasm
Molecular function (GO): threonine-type endopeptidase activity
Source: RefSeq, a predicted model, not a curated record